AUUAUUCGUCCAGGUGGGAGGUGGCAGAAGAGAUGUGUUAAUAUUUGAUAAGGAACUCAAGGCGCUUCCAGGGCUGGCAAGUUCUCGGUGACCCUACAGCCCCUCACUGAAGACUUGGCCCAUCUACCCUCGGAAUGGUUCUUGGGGUCCACCCUGGGCUAAACCUCCCCUCCGAAGUCAGGGGCUCCACCCUUGGAGUGGAGUGAGGGACCCGGGGCCAGGGUCCCCUCAGCGGCAGAGAGGGGAGGGAGUGUGAGCUGCUUCGCAUGAGGGACUUAACUAGCCAUGUGGGGGAUAGAGAAUAUUUUGCAGGAACUCCUACCUCCCAUUCCCAGGGGAGAAGGACAGCAGAAAAGACAGACUGUUAAAAUACUUGUCCCUUGGACAUUUGAAACCUACUAAGCAGCUUGGAUUUAAUAGAAAGAAUUAUAAUUAACUCAAGUGCGUUGCAGUUGUAUGGUAUGGGCCCCUUAAGGCUAGAGAGUGACCUGUUGCAGAUGGAAAUCCCUGGAGCACCUGCUCCUACUGAGAGAGGGGACAGGAGAGGACACUGCCGGGAGGCGCUGGGACUUUGCCCAGGACACACACAGGUUUUGCUGAGCUGGAGUGCAGGAUAGCCCCCUCUCUCAGAGCAAGGUCCAUGACAGGGAGCUUCUUCAGUCCCUCUGAAGAAGGGGGAUGGGGUGGCAGAGUCACACUGGUGCUAUGACAUUCAAGCCAUGAACCCUCAAUACAGCUGCCAGGGGCCUGACCAUUGGGGUGGAGACUGCCAGAAGAGUCACCAGUCACCCAUUGACAUCAUCACCAACAAGACCAGGCUGGACCACAGCCUGGGGGACUUCUCCUUCUCUGGCUAUGACAAGAAGCAAAGGCGGACCGUCCAAAACAACGGGCACUCAGUGAUGGUGUCGCUGGAGUCUGGUGUCGAGAUUAAUGGAGGAGGCCUGGCCACGCAUUAUCGGGCCACGCAGCUGCACCUGCACUGGUCCGAGAAGGUGGACAAGGGCUCGGAGCACAGCCUCGAUGGGCAACACUUUGCCAUGGAGAUGCACAUCGUCCAUGAGAAGGAGAUGAGCCUCAAAGAAGAGAACCCUAAAGACAAGAUUGCGGUGCUGGCCUUCCUGGUAGAGGAGGGAAAUGAGCUCAAUGAAGGCUUCUGGCCCCUGGUGGAGGCCCUGGACCUCGUCCCCAAACCCAAUAUGAGCACCACGAUGGAGCCAAGCAGCAUAAUGGACCUGCUGCCCAAGAAGGAGAAACUGAGGCACUACUUCCGCUACCAGGGCUCACUCACCACACCAAACUGUGAUGAGACAGUUGUCUGGACCGUGUUCAAGGAGCAUAUUCAGCUCCACAAAGACCAGAUUCUGGCAUUCUCCCAGAAGCUGUAUUAUGACAAGGAACGGUCAAUGAGGAUGACAGACAAUGUCAGGCCCCUGCAGGAUCUGGGAGACCGCCUGGUGUACACAUCCCAGGCCCCGGGACAGCUGCUGCCUUUACCCCUGCCUGCCCUGCUGAUGCCCACGCUCACCUGCCUGGUGGCCGGCUUCCUCCGAUGA
Molecule: messenger RNA, 1556 nt
Organism: Heterocephalus glaber (naked mole-rat)
Lineage: Eukaryota; Metazoa; Chordata; Mammalia; Rodentia; Bathyergidae
Source: RefSeq, a predicted model, not a curated record